This is a messenger RNA of Ipomoea nil (Japanese morning glory), 2234 nucleotides long. RefSeq names its product acetolactate synthase 2, chloroplastic-like. Lineage: Eukaryota; Viridiplantae; Streptophyta; Magnoliopsida; Solanales; Convolvulaceae. The transcript has a single exon. The coding region runs from base 74 to 2083 and encodes 669 amino acids. Gene Ontology annotation, cellular component: acetolactate synthase complex. The record is from RefSeq and is a predicted model, not a curated record. Gene Ontology annotation, molecular function: magnesium ion binding; thiamine pyrophosphate binding; acetolactate synthase activity. Gene Ontology annotation, biological process: L-valine biosynthetic process.
AUCCCGUCUCCUUCGGGCUUCAGUUGUACCCAAUUUUCUCUCUCUCCUUUGAAGCAUACCGUGGCGUCCAACAAUGGCGGCUGCCGCUGCUACUCCUAAGCCUUCCUUCUCCGCCGCCGUUUCCGACCGGAAUUCUCUCUCCUCCAAAUCUCCGAAGCUCCUCCCUAGGUUUACUUUCCGUCUUCCUCAAAACUCCGGCGAAACCGCCACUCCUCUUCUUCCUUCCUCCAGCCGCCGCCGCCGCCGCCGUUCUGUCAUCUCCAGUGUUCUGUCAUCGUCCUCUUCCUCCGCCGUUCCUAAGGCUCCUCCAAAGGAGAAAUUCGUCUCCCGAUUUGCGCCUGAUGAGCCGCGAAAGGGAUGUGAUGUCCUCGUAGAAGCUCUGGAGCGGGAGGGCGUUACCGACGUGUUCGCUUAUCCGGGAGGAGCCUCCCUGGAGAUUCAUCAAGCACUCACUCGCUCUAAGAUCAUCCGAAAUGUCCUCCCCCGUCACGAGCAGGGCGGCGUCUUCGCCGCUGAGGGAUACGCGCGCGCUACCGGCUUUCCCGGCGUCUGCAUCGCCACAUCCGGCCCCGGCGCCACCAACCUCGUCAGUGGCCUUGCCGAUGCGCUUCUAGAUAGCUGUCCGAUUGUCGCCAUUACCGGGCAAGUGCCGCGGCGGAUGAUCGGUACUGAUGCCUUCCAGGAAACUCCUAUCGUUGAGGUAACGCGUUCGAUUACAAAGCAUAAUUAUCUGGUUCUAGAUGUAGAGGACAUCCCUCGCAUUGUCCGCGAGGCGUUUUUCCUGGCGAAAUCGGGUCGUCCUGGCCCGGUUUUGAUUGACGUUCCCAAAGAUAUACAGCAACAGCUGGUUGUCCCCGAUUGGGAUCAGCCUAUGAGAUUGCCUGGAUACUUGUCUCGCUUACCCAAACCACCUAGCGAAAUGCUGUUGGAGCAAAUAAUUAGGCUGAUUUCUGAGUCCAAAAAACCAGUUCUGUAUGUUGGGGGUGGGUGUUUGGCUUCAAGUGAGGAGUUGAGGCGUUUCGUAGAGCUUACAGGGAUUCCCGUGGCCAGUACUUUAAUGGGGCUUGGAUCUUAUCCUUGCUCAGAUGAGCUCUCACUUCAAAUGCUGGGAAUGCACGGGACAGUGCACGCUAAUUAUGCUGUUGAUAAGAGUGAUCUUUUGCUUGCGUUUGGAGUUAGGUUUGAUGACCGUGUGACUGGUAAGUUGGAGGCUUUUGCUAGUCGAGCAAAGAUUGUUCACAUUGAUAUUGAUUCUGCGGAGAUUGGGAAGAAUAAGCAGCCCCAUGUAUCUGUUUGUGGGGAUUUAAAGUUGGCUCUGCAGGCAAUGAAUUCAAUGUUGGAGGAGAGGAUGAUAAUGAGUGGUAAUCUUAAGCUGGAUUUCUCGGGUUGGAAACAGGAGGUGUUGGAGCAGAAGGCAAAGUUCCCCUUAAGUUACAAAACUUUUGGGGAUGCCAUUCCUCCUCAGUAUGCCAUUCAGGUUCUUGAUGAGUUGACUAAUGGAAAUGCUAUAAUUAGUACUGGCGUUGGGCAGCACCAGAUGUGGGCUGCCCAGUUCUAUAAGUACCAGAGGCCUCGUCAAUGGCUGACCUCCGGUGGGUUAGGCGCGAUGGGUUUUGGACUACCCGCAGCAAUUGGAGCAGCUGUUGGAAGACCUGAUGCGGUGGUUGUGGAUAUUGAUGGUGAUGGUAGUUUCACGAUGAAUGUGCAGGAGUUGGCUACGAUUCGGGUGGAGAAUCUCCCAGUUAAGGUUAUGGUGUUGAAUAACCAGCACUUGGGUAUGGUAGUUCAGUGGGAGGAUCGGUUCUACAAGGCAAACAGAGCCCAUACAUACCUGGGAAAUCCUGCUAAAGAGAGUGAAAUAUUCCCAGACAUGUUGAAGUUUGCAGAAGCUUGUGAUAUACCCGGUGGUCGUGUGACUAAGAAGAGCGAUCUUAGGGGCGCGAUUCAGAAGAUGCUGGACACCCCGGGUCCAUACUUGUUGGAUGUGAUUGUGCCUCAUCAAGAACAUGUGCUACCCAUGAUUCCCAGUGGGGGUGCAUUCAAGGAUGUGAUCACAGAAGGGGAUGGGAGAUCCACAUAUUGAACAGAGGCAACAACUACAAGAUCAGAGGAGUAAUAAUAUUUUGUUAUAUAAUGUUAUUGUGAUUAUUCCAAUAAUUCUCCAGCUCCAGCAGGUUGUUAAUGUUAUGGCUUUGAUAUUGCAAAUCUCAACUCUCCUUAAACAUUUCAUAAUA